This is a messenger RNA of Nematolebias whitei (Rio pearlfish), 1350 nucleotides long. It is a transcript of the gene zfyve21, whose product is annotated as zinc finger, FYVE domain containing 21. The transcript is spliced from 8 exons. NCBI's taxonomy places the organism in Eukaryota, Metazoa, Chordata, Actinopteri, Cyprinodontiformes, Rivulidae. Gene Ontology annotation, molecular function: metal ion binding. Bases 4 to 738 code for a protein of 244 amino acids. The record is from RefSeq and is a predicted model, not a curated record.
AAAAUGUCUUCGGUUCCGGACGGGAAGAAACUGGUCCGCAGCCUGAGCGGACUGAGAAUGGUUCCGGAAAACGGUGCCUUCAACAGCCCCUUCUCUCUGGACGAACCGCAGUGGGUCCCCGACAAAGAGUGCCCGAGGUGCAUGCAGUGUGACACCAAGUUCGACUUCAUCAGAAGAAAGCACCACUGCCGGCGCUGCGGCCGCUGCUUCUGCGACAAGUGCUGCAGCAAGAAGGUAGCGCUGCCCCGCAUGUGCUUCGUGGACCCGGUCAGGCAGUGCGCCGAGUGCAGCCUGGUGUCCCAGAAAGAGGUGGAGUUCUACGACCGGCAGCUCAAAGUGCUGCUCGCAGGUGGCACCUUCAUGGUCACUUUGGGGACCUCAGACCGCUCUGAAACCAUGAGCUGCCGCCUCUCCAACAAUCAUCGGUACCUGUUCCUGGACGGUGAGAGUCACUUUGAGGUGGAGCUGUCUCGGAUCUCCAGCAUGCAGAUUCUGACGGACGGGACGAGUCCAGGAGAGGACGAUAUUCACACGUACACCAGUCUGCUGGACAGUCAGUGUCUCUCUGAAGGAGGCCCGGCCCGGGCCAGCGGCAUGCUGCUCCAGUUCAAGCCCAUGGGCUCUCAGGACGUCCAGCAGCUCCGCCUGGAGGCAGCAGAAGACAAGAAGGUGGCCGCCUUGUGGCUGGCUGCCAUGCACAAGGCGGCCAAACUCCUGUACGAAGCUCGGGACCAGUGAUGAGCAGAACCGAGCCUCCGGGCAGCACGCACCCAAGUGUUUGGACCCGCCUGAGCCGGGUUUGUUUUCAGUACAGAUUCUGCUUCUCGUCAACUCCUGACGUCUCAUCAGCGGUUCUUAACGAGGUCCAACGUGUCUUUUUUUUUUUUUUUUUACAUACGGCUUUUUUAAAGAAAAUUCUGCUUCGGUUCGUUGGAUCAGUCAGAACUUGCUGGUGUGAGAUUGCUUUAAUUCAACUGUUUUAUUAGAAAACUCUAAAAACUUCAUUUAGUUUUCUUAUAAAACAUCCAGCUGUGGAGCAAACUUCAGUAAAAUACACUUUUUAACACUUAUUUUAUGGCACUUUAUCGUUAUAUGCUGUUGCUGCUGGUUAGUUUGCAGGAAGAGAACCAAGUAAACUAAAAUAAACUCGGCAAAUCUUUCAGAAUAAAAGUUAAAAGAACGAAGUCCACUUUUAAUGCGGCUCAAAAACAGACGUUUGUGAUUUUCUUUGCUUCCAGGAGCCGUUUAUCUGCUUUUCUUCUUUCAACAACCUAAACAGAAUCUUAAAAUAUGAGUCAAUAUCUUACCUGUUGUAGAAGCUCAGACUGAAAAAAAAACCUGUUGAAAUCU